Molecule: messenger RNA, 1275 nt
Organism: Suillus fuscotomentosus
Lineage: Eukaryota; Fungi; Basidiomycota; Agaricomycetes; Boletales; Suillaceae
Product: Scramblase-domain-containing protein
Exons: 9
Coding region: 66-1172 (368 amino acids)
Biological process (GO): plasma membrane phospholipid scrambling
Cellular component (GO): plasma membrane
Molecular function (GO): phospholipid scramblase activity
Source: RefSeq, a predicted model, not a curated record
ACGCGUUCAGCUACAUAGCACUUUCAGACCAUGAACUCAUUCAGCUGGUAAACCGUCGCAUCCGAAUGAUUGGACUACUAGCCUCGACAGGUCGUAGAGGGCUCACUAACUCAAACCCAUGCAUUGCUCUCCUCCACCACACACCAUCUUUUCAGCGAGGUUAUGCCCUUUCUCGAUUUCCUAACCGAAGGACCGGUUUUGGAAGGGCUCCGAGUUCAGGACGCAAACCUACCCAAGGAACCGUGUCGUCCGCUCAGGAUGAGACAUAUGAUUCUGCGUCAUUUCGAUUUACAUACGAGUCACGGUCCUCUGCGGAUGAUUCGCAGCUUUGGGAUGCGAGCCAGAGAACGCCCUCCAGUAACCCGGAGGAGGGUUUGAAGCACCUGUUACUAAAUAAUAAUACGUUGGUAAUAACAAGGAAGCUUGAAAUGCUGAGCAUAUUCAUGGGUUUUGAACAGUCGAAUCGAUAUACUAUUUCGAACGAAGCUGGUGAACCGCUUGGUUACAUUGCUGAAGAGCCACGAGGUGUCCUGUCGAUGUUUGCCAGACAGAUCUUCCGCACCCAUCGUCCAUUUCGUGCUCUAGUCAUGGACCUCCACGGAUCACCUAUUCUCUGGAUUCGCCGUCCAUUCGCCUGGAUAAACUCACGCAUGUUCGUUCAACGAUUAAAAGACCUUCACGAGUAUACACCAGAAGGAGAACCUGUUCUAGAUACCUUCGCAGAAGUACAACAGGAAUGGCAUCUUUGGCGAAGACGAUACCAUCUCUUUCUUCGUGAUCAGCCUAGGCGCAUUCUAUCUACCGCCUCCGAGCCCCAGCCCGAGCCUCCGAUAGAUUCAUUCACCCAAUUCGCAAAGAUCGAUGAGGGGCUCUGGGCGUGGCACUUUAACAUGCUUGAUGCGCGUGGGACACCUAUUGCGUCAGUCAAUAGGGCAUUCCGCGGCUUUGGAAGAGAGAUUUUCACUGAUACAGGACAAUAUCUCGUGACUUUUGACGCCACGCGCCAAGACGGAUCCGAGACGCCAGAGCGGCCCACGGUGAUCAGGAAUCUCACUCUUGACGAGCGUGCUCUCGUGCUUGCGGCAGCAGUUAACAUCGAUUAUGAUUAUUUCUCGAGACAUUCGGAGGGUCAUGGAUUGGGGUUCCCGUUGUUGUGGAGUUCGGGGGAAUGAAGGUAUUCGGUCACUGUAUUGCAUUGCUUUAUCAUAGAACAAGUAUCGAGGGAAUUACAGUAAUUCAGUUCAGUACCCUUCCCUACGCACUCACCAUGUUCUG